Molecule: messenger RNA, 2706 nt
Organism: Vitis riparia (riverbank grape)
Lineage: Eukaryota; Viridiplantae; Streptophyta; Magnoliopsida; Vitales; Vitaceae
Product: two-component response regulator-like APRR9
Exons: 8
Coding region: 97-2241 (714 amino acids)
Biological process (GO): cytokinin-activated signaling pathway; phosphorelay signal transduction system
Molecular function (GO): protein binding
Source: RefSeq, a predicted model, not a curated record
UAGAUAUUUUUAAGGUGGAGCAUGAUGAGUCGGACUUUACUGCGCAGGCUUUUCUUCUCGAUUCACAGGAAUUAGGGUUUGUUUAUUGAGGUCGAAAUGGGUGAAGCAGUUGUGAGUAGUGACGAGGUGAUGGAGGUGGAGUUGCAGGAGGAAGAGAAGAGAGUGAGGGAGAUGGAGGGGAAGGAGGAGAAAGAGAAGAGUUCAUCGGGUGUGGUGAGGUGGGGGAGGUUUCUUCCUCGGAUGGUUCUGAGGGUUUUGUUAGUGGAACCUGAUGACUCCACUCGUCAGAUUAUCGCUGCUCUUCUUCGGAAAUGCAGUUACAAAGUUGCUGCUGUUUCUGAUGGCUUGAAGGCAUGGGAGGCACUGAAGGGGGAACCCCAAAAUGUUGACCUUAUAUUAACAGAAGUGGAGUUGCCAGCAAUAUCUGGAUUUGCACUUCUGUCAUUGAUAAUGGAGGAUGACAUUUGCAAGAAGAUUCCUGUCAUAAUGAUGUCUUCUCAUGAUUCAAUUAGCAUGGUUUUGAAAUGCAUGUUGAAAGGGGCCGCUGACUUUCUUGUCAAGCCUGUUAGGAAGAAUGAGCUGAGGAACCUAUGGCAGCAUGUUUGGAGAAGGCAUGCACCAACUGGUGGGCAUGUGUCUCAAAAUUUAAGCAUUGCACAGAACAAAGUUGAAGUCAGUUCUGAAAACAAUACAGCAAGCAAUCACUCGAGUGAUUAUGUGGUUUCUGCACAGAAAAAGAAGGAAUGUAGUGAGAAAGGGAGUGAUGUCCAAAGCUCUAGUACAACGCCUUACUUGGAAGCUGAGAGUGCGUACAUGGAAAAUAUGCAGGGAUUUUCACAGUUGAAAUGCAGGAGUGUAUCUAACUUGAGCAAUGAGGAGAUAAGGAAGCAUGAAGACUGUAUUGAGUUGGAUAAGGAACCUGAUAGGCUUGAGAGUUUAACUGGAGGAAAGACAAUUACAUUGGGAUCAGAAGUUGCACCUGGCAAUGAAGGUUAUCAUUCAGCUGCAUUCAGAUGGGAAGAAAGUCAUUGCCGUGCUAAGAGAGUGACUAGUGGGGAUGGUGUGGGACCUGCAAGCCAUAUAGAAAACACUGAUAUUACUGGUGAGAAUCAUGGUUGCAAUGAAAAAUGGAUUGAACCUUCUAGUGGGGCCAUUGACUUGAUAAGCACAUUUGAUAAUUACCCAAAGGACCGUAACCAAUUUUCUAGUUCCAAUGAUGGCAUCAGCAAGGAUGGUUUUGCUCCACAGUUGGAACUUUCUUUGAGAAGAUUCCAACCCUGUAGCUCAAAGAACCAUGGAAGUGAUGAAAGGCAUACACUAAACCAUUCUAACUCAUCUGCCUUUUCAUGGUAUAAUAAUGGGAAGUCAUUGCAACCCCUUUUUCCAGCACCGGCCAUUAAUUGUACUGAACUGAAGGAGGAUGCAAGUUAUUCUCAUGAACAAUUAUUCAAUCAACUCCCUGAAAAUACUGUUGGUACUUCUGAGAGGUGUGGUGCUGCACUGAGUGUUACUCAGGGAAAUAUGACCACUCUGGUCAUGGGUCAAUCUAAUCAAGCAGGGGCAGCAUUUCCAACCUCUCAACUUGGCCUAAUUCCUGUCCAAGGGGUAAGAUUUGAUAGUUCAUGUGCUGGCUAUGGCCAUGUAUUUCCUCCCAUAUUUCAUACACAACCGGGUUUACCCCCAAUCUGGAGUCCCAAGUCAGCUUGGCAGCGGGAACAGUCCCAUUUUUCCACAAGUUCCUCACUUUAUUACAAUCCUGAAAUUCAGAGUCUGGAACAAGAUUGCCUCACAUUUAAUUCUACUGACCAAACUGUGCAUGAGCAGGAGAACAAUUUGGAACCUAUGGAGGAACUGAGUCAUGGUUCUCCUGUUGCUGGUCAGAGUGCUAGUAGUAGUUUAUGCAACGGUGUGGUAAGUCAUCUUAGCAGCAGUGUGCAUGGAGGCAUUUGCAAUAGAAAUGAUGGCAAUCCCACUUCAAAUGGUGCCGUCGUGAGGACUACUGCUCCUGAAAGUGUGAAUGACGAAGGUCUCUCCAAUAAUGAUGCAUUGAAAGGGAUGGAUUCCCAUCAUUCCACCCAACGUGAAGCAGCUUUAAUGAAGUUUAGAUUGAAACGGAAAGAUCGUUGCUUUGAGAAGAAGGUUCGAUACCAAAGCAGGAAAAGGCUUGCAGAGCAGCGUCCCCGAGUGAAAGGACAGUUUGUUCGACAAGUGCAGACUGACACUCCAACCGCUGAUGGGUAAUCCUGGUACCCUUUGAUGCUCAUAUUCUGCGCUGCCAUUAACAAGACUGGAUAGCCGAAGAUGGUUGAUUGUCUGAGGCAGGUUACUGUACCUUUUUGUAUACUCGUAGCGUUUAGAAAACAGGGUUAGAAUGAUUCUUCUUCUCUGGGUGUUUGGCAUUGCUAUGGGUUUUGGUUGUAAUACUCUUGCUUAUACUGAAACAUAGUGUAGUAGUAGGUAUUCAACUUUUGUGCAGCCUCGAUUUGCAGUUGGAGGAAAUGCCUGAGUUUAUCUAUAUAUAUAGAUAGAUAUAUUUUCCCACUUGUUAAUACCUUAAACAUAUACAAGUGCUGAUCAGAUGUAAGAGUGUAAAUUUGCAUUCAUUGGUUGGAUUUGGGUUGAAGGUUGCUCGCUUGUUGUACUUACCCGCUUGUAAGUUGUUACAUUAUAACAAUGCAUAGCAUGGCCAUGUGCUCUCUUACUUUA